This is a messenger RNA of Trachymyrmex cornetzi, 1272 nucleotides long. RefSeq lists its product as uncharacterized. Bases 49 to 1272 code for a protein of 407 amino acids. Lineage: Eukaryota; Metazoa; Arthropoda; Insecta; Hymenoptera; Formicidae. The record is from RefSeq and is a predicted model, not a curated record. The transcript has 3 exons.
ACAGUUGAACUUCAGUUUAAAAUAUUUUUAUUUUCAACGAAAGUUGAAAUGCCUCAAAUAAAUAAUCUUUUGCUGCAUGUAAUAGCACAAGUCCAACUACGAAGAUUGUUAAUUGUAGCAUUAUUAAUUUCUAAAAAAAGAAACUAUAGGAAAAAGAGAUUUUGGACAUCACAAUUUCUUAGUCAACGGAAGACUCAUGGAGCUUAUUACACAACGAUUCCUACUCUAUUAAGAAAUGCAGAUUUAUUUUCAAAUUAUUGUAGAAUGAGCAAAACACAAUUUGAAGAUUUACUUACAUUAAUUGGAUCACAAAUCACAAAGCAGACAUUUAUUCGAGAGCCAAUAUCACCUGACCAACGUCUGUUUCUCACACUAAGGUACUUAGCAUCUGGAGAUUCAAUGAUGUCAUUAAAAUAUCAAUACUAUGUUGCUCAGUCAACAAUAACAAACAUAAUUAAAGAAACUUGUAAUGUAUUAUGGUCUAUGUUAAUGCCCAUUGUCCUGAAAGUACCUACGCAUGAUACAUGGAAACAAAUCGCAAAAAAAUUUGAAUUAAAUUGUCAUUUCCCACAUUGUAUAGGUGCUGUAGAUGGAAAACAUGUAGUUAUACAGGCACCACCAAACUCCGGUUCUACUUUCUACAAUUAUAAGAGUUCACAUAGUAUUGUGUUAAUGGCUGGUUGUGAUAGCGAUUAUAAGUUUGUACUGGUUGAUAUCGGAGCGACAGGACGCCAAAGCGAUGGAGGCAUAUGGUCAAGAUCUAUUAUGGGUCAAGCAUUUGCAGAAGAUGAAACGGACAUACCACCGCCAGAUGAAGUUAUUGAAGGAACUGUUUUGCCGUAUGUCUUAGUAGCAGAUGAAGCUUUUCAGCUAACCGAUUAUAUGAUGCGGCCAUUUCCUGGAAAAGGAGGCUUAACGAAAGAAAAAGGAGUAUUUAAUUACCGACUUAGUAGAGCACGCAAUAAGUCGGAAUGCACGUUUGGAAUUCUUACUGCGCAAUGGAGAAUAUACAAACGACCUAUUAACACAUCGAUAGAAAUAGCAGAAAGCAUAGUAAAAGCAACUAUUGUUUUACACAAUUUCCUGCGUCAAAAUGAUAACGAUGAUUUAACAGAAUUUAUUAAUGUAGUGGAUGUUCCAACAUGUUCUGAAAUAAGAACUACAGCAUUUUCAAAUAUAGGCAAUUUUGGCAGCAAUACUCAUACGCGUGAAGCAUCCCGUGUUCGAAACAUUUUUGUUAAUUACUUCAAUAAUGAAGGUGCUCUUCCAUAA